Pimephales promelas (fathead minnow) is the source of this 2128-nucleotide messenger RNA. RefSeq names its product ceramide synthase 5 (gene cers5). Gene Ontology annotation, molecular function: DNA binding; sphingosine N-acyltransferase activity. Gene Ontology annotation, cellular component: membrane. NCBI's taxonomy places the organism in Eukaryota, Metazoa, Chordata, Actinopteri, Cypriniformes, Leuciscidae. The record is from RefSeq and is a predicted model, not a curated record. Gene Ontology annotation, biological process: ceramide biosynthetic process.
UGCAGCCGCAUCACGGGAGUGGAAACACCUACAACUCGUUGACACCGAACUACACCACAGUAGAGGAAGAGAGAUAGAGAGGGAGAAAGGGGGCGGUGAAUCGUUUGCCACCCGCAUACUUUCUUUCUAAACGUCCUCUUCUCUCCCGAAUCUCUAGUUUUCCCUCUAACAUGGCUGCGCUCUCAGCCUGGUUCUGGAACGAGCGCUUCUGGCUUCCGCACAAUGUCACUUGGGCGGAUCUGGCCGACCCCGCGCCCGGCGUGGAGUACCCGAAAGCCGGCCACUUGCUCUCCGCGCUGCCGCUGGCCUUGGGGAUAUUCGCAGUGCGGAUAAUAUUCGAGAGGUGUAUCGCAGGUCCAUGCGCCUCCUUCCUUCAGAUCCACACGGAGUGGAGCCGGAGAGCUCAGCCCAACGCCGUCCUGGAGAAAGUGUUUACAUCUAUCACAAAGUCGCCGGACUCGCGGCAUUUAGAGGGUCUGUCUAAACAGCUGGACUGGGACGUGCGGAAGGUGCAGCGAUGGUUUCGGCAGCGGCGGAACCAGGACAAACCCAGCACAAGAACCAAGUUUUGCGAGAGCAUGUGGAGGUUUACUUUCUAUCUUUAUAUAUUUACUUACGGGAUCCAUUUCCUGUGGCAGUCUCCCUGGAUGUGGGAUACAAGGCAAUGCUGGUACAACUACCCCUAUCAGGUGCUGAGCUCAGGCCUGUAUCAUUAUUAUGUAACAGAACUGUCCUUCUACUGGUCGCUCAUGUUCUCCCAGUUCACAGACAUCAAAAGAAAGGAUUUCCUCAUCAUGUUCGUUCAUCAUCUGGCCACCAUAAGCCUGAUCAGUUUCUCGUAUGUGAAUAACAUGCUGCGCGUGGGGAGUCUGGUCAUGUGUGUUCACGACACCUCGGACUUCCUGUUGGAGGCGGCAAAGUUGGCAAACUACGCCAAAUACCAGCGUUUAUGUGACUUCCUGUUCGUGGUGUUUGGGAUAAUCUUCUUCGGGACCAGAUUGAUUAUUUUCCCCUUCUGGAUCCUGAACACGACGCUGUUCGAGAGCUGGGACAUCAUCGGGCCGUACCCGUCCUGGUGGCUCUUCAACUCCCUCCUGCUGGUCCUGCAGGUCCUGCACAUCAUCUGGUCGUACCUCAUCGCUCGCAUCGCCUUCAAAGCCGUCAUGAGAGGAAAGGUGUCCAAAGACGAACGUAGCGACAUCGAGAGCAGCUCGGACGAAGAAACUGACACAAUCUCCAAAGAGCGACUCAAAACGGGCAGUCGCGGUCAUUCACCGAGAGGAGAGAACGGCACCAACGGCCAUUUCGGCCCCAAAUCCUGGAGCCAGAACCACAGCGACUGGUGACACUACGUCCAUGUGGCCUUCACACACACACAGAACUGUGUCCCGGAGAUAUCCCAGCGGGACUAUUCCUCAUCCCUGUACCUCACUCCAACACCAAACAUCCUGUCGUGGGACUUUUUGAGACUCGAUGACGGAGUUUGGGACGCUAUUCCAGUGGUGACGGGACACUAAUGACAAUAUGGCCACUCUAAGAAGCUUGUGAAAGAGAAAAUGAUUAAAUUAGUCAGAUCUGCAUUCCUUGGUUUCCUCGUUUCGGGAGCUGAGACGUUUCUUCUCCGCGCUUCGCGUUUUACUGAAGUCGGGGAGAACGUCGUCUUCAGAUUUUAACGGUCAGAUGAACUUGAGUUGUUUUUCUUUUCUCUUUUCCGUUGUUUGUUUCGGUUACUGAUGUGUUUGUAAUUUGUUUCCUGUGCUGUUUUACAUUUGGCUUUUUUAUUUUUGGAAACCAAAUAAGGUUAUUAAAAUGAAAGAUGGGUCCUGUGAUCAGAUGCUUCUGGAUUAAUAGGUGAGUUCUCACCUUCCAAAGAUGAACGGUCGAUUGAAUGACGUAAAUGUGCAAAUAAAUAUAAUUUAUACAAUUAUCAGUCACACUAGACAUGUUGUGUUAAAAGGGUGAUCUAAGACUUGAAUUUAAUUUCUAGUUCUCAACUGGGAUCACAAAAAAACAACGCUAAAUACAAAUUAUAGUAAUUAAAUUGUGCAACUAGGUUGUCUGAAAUAUCUAUAUUCUGAACCAGUUGAGAAUGACUGUUAUGAUGAAAUAUAACUGUUUGUAUUCUAUA